AUGACAUUUACAAUAGAAAUAUUCACCGCUAUUGGAGCCAAGAACAUCCAAAAAUUGUUGAAGAAAGAAAUGUUCAGCGAAGAUUUAGUGUCAAUGUGUGGUGUGUGGCAUUUUAGCGCGUCGAUUGUACGAGGAGCGCAUUCGAAAAAGAAACAUCACGGUCGCAAGCACUUCUACGGUAGCGGUCCAACAAAGCCUGAAAUUUUGGAUGCCGUUGAAAAAGAUCCCAGUUUGAGAAUCCGCAAAGUGGCUCAUCGUGUAGGAGUCUCUUCGUUCACAGUUCAUCGAACCCUACACGAACAAGGGUUGCACCCUUACCAUCUCCAGCGGGUGCAGGCUCUACAACCCGAAGAUCCGGCUCGACGAUUGGUUUUUGCUCAAUGGUUAAGCCAAAAACUUGAUGAGGAGCCAAACUUUUUACGCAAUGUGUUGUUUACGGACGAGGCAAUUUUUACACGUGAUGGUAUCUCCAACCGCCACAACACCCACAUUUGGGCUGAUAAAAAUUCUCAUCAAGUGUACGAGCAUCACUUCCAAGACCGAUUUUCGUUAAACGUUUGGGCAGACAUAAUUGACGAUCAUCUAAUAGGAUCACACGUUUUACCUCAACGAUUAACUGGUGCCGCUUAUCUCGAUUUUUUAGAAAAUGUGUUGGAUGAUUUGUUGGAAGACGUGCCCUUGGCAAUACGGAGGAACAUGUGGUAUAUGCAAGAUGGGGCUCCACCACAUUAUGCCAGAGUCGUCACCAAUUGGUUGAACAACCAUUUUCUAGAAAAAUGGAUUGGUCGCCAAGGUCCAGUUGCAUGGCCACCGCGGUCACCAGACUUAAAUCCGUGUGAUUUUUUUUGUGGGGUCACAUGA
Molecule: messenger RNA, 861 nt
Organism: Tribolium madens (black flour beetle)
Lineage: Eukaryota; Metazoa; Arthropoda; Insecta; Coleoptera; Tenebrionidae
Exons: 2
Coding region: 1-861 (286 amino acids)
Molecular function (GO): nucleic acid binding
Source: RefSeq, a predicted model, not a curated record